Schistocerca cancellata (South American locust) is the source of this 2721-nucleotide messenger RNA. Its product is annotated as neprilysin-2-like. The transcript is spliced from 15 exons. Gene Ontology annotation, cellular component: plasma membrane. Gene Ontology annotation, molecular function: metalloendopeptidase activity. Gene Ontology annotation, biological process: protein processing. Lineage: Eukaryota; Metazoa; Arthropoda; Insecta; Orthoptera; Acrididae. The coding region runs from base 280 to 2604 and encodes 774 amino acids. The record is from RefSeq and is a predicted model, not a curated record.
CGCCGGCUGAAGCAACAGGCGGCGGGCGUUGUACAUCGUCUUUGUUGACGCGUAGGCACGUCUCUGGCAGUCGUAUCGAAGUGCUUUGACGGUGACUAUACGAAUCAUUUGUUGCUGCUUCGCGCGUUCUGUAGCUGACUUUCGAACUUGUGAACCAGGAACUCGUCGGCAACAUAGUCUACGCUGACGAACUGAAGUAAUACGCGGAAAGUGGAACAUUUCCGUAAUUAUAAUUAUUCGGAGCUCGGAGGGGCUUCGAUAUUUAUUUCUCCAACGACGAUGUCUAACAACAGGAUGCAGACCGUUGUAAAGAACCCCACGUGGUGGGGUCGCCGCACCGCCAUGGAGCGCGGGCUGACGCUGGUGGCGACGGUGGCGCUCCUGCUGGCCGGCGCGCUCGCCAUCUCGCUGGGCGCCCUCGUCGCCAGGCAGCAGCACCAGUCCGAGUCGCCGAGGCCGGUGGCAGUCGAGUCCAGAGGGGCCGCGACCUCGGGGGUCGGCCGGGCGCCGGUGACGACGCGUUCCAGCGGCGCCGACAGCUUCCAGGACGUCUGCCUCACGCCGGGGUGCGUGCGCGCAGCAUCCGAGGUGCUGGACAAGCUGGACCCGUCGGCGGACCCCUGCGACGACUUCUACCAGUACGCGUGCGGCAACUACCUGCGCACCACCAACAUCCCGGACGACAAGUCGAAGGUGAGCACCUUCUCGGCUCUCAACGACCGGCUGCUGGAGAAGCUGCGCGCCGCCAUAGAGGAGGAGGACGCCCCCGCGCUCGUCCCCAGGAGCCUGCGGCUGGCCAGGAAGCUCUACAGCGCCUGCAUGAACAAGACGCUGAUCGAGUCCCGCGGGCUGGCGCCGCUCCAGAGGGUCCUGAAGGAGGACCUGGGAGGCUGGCCCGUCGUGGAGGGCGACUCCUGGGACGAGGCGGGCUUCGACUGGCGGCAGAGCGUCUACCGCUUCCGCAGGACCGGCUACAGCGCCGACUACCUCAUCGAGUUCUCCGUGGUUACCGACUUUCGCAACUCCUCGCACCGCUCUAUGUAUGUAGACCAGGCAUCACUGGGGCUGAGCCGCGAGUUCCUGGUGAAGGGCCCCUCGGACAAGCUGGUGGACGCCUACUACCAGUACCAAGUCGACCUGGCAGUUCUGCUGGGGGCUAACAGGACUCGUGCUCAACAAGAGCUCAGGCAGUCCCUCGAGUUCGAGAUAGCUCUGGCCAACAUCUCACUGCCCAAAGAGGAGCGGCGCAACUUGACGCAGCUGUACAACCCGUACACGGUGGAACAGCUGCAGCGCGAGUUCCCUCUGUUGCCGUGGCAGGAGUACCUGCGGGCGAUGCUGCCGCCGCACAUCACUGUCUCCGACGAUGACGUGGUGGUGGUGGUGGUGCCGUCCUACCUCGAGAGCCUCCGAGGACUGCUCAACCACACCCCCAAGAGGGUGAUGGCCAACUACGUGAUGUGGCGGGCAGCCAGUGAGUCGGUGUCGUACAUGACGGAGAAGCUGCGCAGCCGCCAACUCGAGUACAGCUCCGCCCUGUCCGGCAAGACAGCGCGGGAGCCCCGCUGGAAGGAGUGCCUCGGCAUCGUCGCCGCUGGCGUGGAUCUCUCCGUGGGCUCCAUAUACGUGCGCAAGUACUUCGACGAGGAAGCGAAGAAGGCGGCACUCGAGAUGGUGGACGACAUCCGCCAGGAGUUCCUCCGCAUCCUGCAGGAGGUGGACUGGAUGGACGAGGCCACCAGGAAGAAGGCACUCGAGAAAGCCAAGUCCAUGGUCGCCCACAUCGCGUACCCUGACGAGUUGCUGGAUGACGCCAAGCUCGACAAGUUCUACGAAAAGCUGGACAUCAGCCCGGCGCUGUACCUGGAGAGCGUGCUCAACCUGUCCAGGUUCGCCGUCGACUACUCCUUCGGCCGGCUGCGGGAGCCCGUCAACAAGACGGAGUGGACCAGCCACAGCAAUGUGGCCACCGUCAACGCAUUCUACGACACCCUCGAGAACUCCAUACAGUUCCCAGCGGGCAUCCUCCAGGGCGCCUUCUUCAGCGCUGACCGUCCCAAGUACAUGAACUACGGCGCCAUCGGCUUCGUCAUCGGCCACGAGAUCACGCACGGCUUCGACGAUGAGGGUCGCCAGUUUGACAAGGACGGCAACCUGGUGGACUGGUGGGAGCCCGUGACCCACGACAAGUUCCUGGAGAAGGCAGAGUGCAUCAUCUCGCAGUACGGGAACUACACCGAUGAGCAGACUGGCUUGCACCUGAACGGGAUCAACACGCAGGGGGAGAACACGGCGGACAACGGCGGCGUGAAGGAGGCGUACCGCGCCUACCUCGCCCUGCAGCGCCGCGCCGGCCAAUCAGAGCCGCGCCUUCCGGCGCUGGCCGGCCUCUCCCCGCGGCAGAUGUUCUGGGUGUCCGCCGCGCAGACCUGGUGCUUCAAGUACCGCACUGAGGCGAUGCGCCAGCUUAUCACGACAGGAGUUCACUCCCCGGGCCGGUUCAGAGCACUGGGCUCGAUCAGCAACCGGCCCGAGUUUGCCGAGGACUUCGGGUGUCCACUCGGCUCCCGCAUGAAUCCGGUGGAGAAGUGCCAGGUGUGGUAGAGGAUCCGAGGGGGGACACCGAACAGCCGGGGCCUGUCGCCGACCUCUGACUGCUUCUGCCAGCCACCGAGUACCACACUCGUGUAACUCUAAACCUCAAGAACAGAAGGGAAACUA